ACUAAUACAGUUCAGCUGUCACUGAAUCCAGACUGUUGAAUGUAAACAAAUUGGAAAAGUGGAUUUAUUUUUCUUUUGAAUGUCAAUUGAGAUAAUUUGAAUGAUGACCGAUAUAGACGAAUUAGAUAUCAAUCCUUUCUAUAGGGCUCUUCAGACCAAGUUCCUUUCUGCUUAUGAGGAGGCGCAGGAACGUUGUUACAUGAUCUGUAUUCCAAAGUCAAGCUGUCUGGAGGGGGCAGCUAUUUCGAGAAAACUAAUUGAAACACAUAUCUUGCGACCAUCACCAUUUUUUAAGGGGCAGUUCACGACCUUGAAGUCGGACAGCCAACUGUUGGUUGUUGAUGAUAAUGCUCGCUUCAUCUCCACAGUGGAAGGUUUUCCAGUGAAGACUAACAUCAAGAUUGUUGGGGAGGAGCUCGGUUACAAUAAGGAGUACAAGCCCUACAAGAUGCUCAUUGUCGCCCGACCCUUUGAUAAUAACUUACUGCAAUUCAGACCCAGUGAAAAUGGUGCAAGUCGGAUAGAAGAAAUGCCAAUUAAGUUUACUUUGGAUGGGUGCCGAGACUUUCUCCACAAACACACAGACUCCAAGCUUCUACAUGACUUGGAUCAGGAGCUUGCCAAGUUCAACAAGAGUUACGUUCUCCUGAAAGAUUACCUACAUGAAGCAUCGGACAGACUUAAGCAUCUAGCCACUGCAUUUGCAGAGAAACUAGUGAGGUGUAUCAAGGACAAGAAGACAUGUAGCAAUCAAUUAAAGGAGACAGUUGAAGCCUGUGUGGAGACGUAUGUGAUCGGUAGAGUUCACGGGAAGCUGUAUGGGGUGAUAUGUGAGAGGUGCGGCCAGGAGGACAGCGCUCUCGUCACUAAGUGUUCCAGGCUGCGGGGCCUCACACCAGCCCAUCUCAGUGUGCCCAAACACUUCUCUCUACCUAUGGAGUCAGCUGUACAGGAGAUGAAAACUCUGGACAAGUUGGAAACCCCGAUAGAAAAACUCUACUGCCUCAAGUCAAGUAUUGAUAAAAUCACAGAAGAAGUCAACACAAGUGUUCAUAAGUCCCAGUCUUCCACCCUGACUGUUGAUGAAAUUCCAUGUCUGACAUCAGAUGAUCUGAUUCCAAUACUGGUGACUGUCCUGGUGGGCGCAGGGUGCAGGCACGUGUUUUCUGAUCUCCAUUACAUGGAAAACUUCUACUGGCUGGCAGCCUCUAGGGAUGGUGACAGCCUCAACUACUGUUUUGUGACCUUCAAAGCGGCUGUGUUAUACCUGAUGGAUACAGACUUCAGUGACCUUGACUUGUUGGCAAGUGGCACAGGACCUGAGAAUAGCAUCCCUAAGCAGACCUCAAGAAAGACAGAUAGACCAUCGCCCUCCACCAGGGAGCCUGACAUGCAGGGUAGUGUACGUUAUCGGAAUAGUGAGCCCCUAAAAUCACGGUUGGAUCGACAGAUGGACGAUAUAAGUCGGAUGUUGGAACAAAGCUUAGCAUCUGGCAUCCAGUCUUCUGACCAGCAACAACAUGACAUCAAGCCCAUCAGCGUAUUUGGAGUCACUUCGUCAAGAUCCUCACCAUCUUCCUGUGACGUGGCCAAUCAAGCAGAGACCAAGCCCAAAGACAUGGGGGAUUUCCUAGCAAGUUUGCAGGAUGACAUGUUUCUGACCUCUGGCAAGCAGACAUGACGGUGUGGCAUUGCACUGACAAAGAGUGUGAUAUUUAACUUGGGAUAUCGGAUGAUGGAGAUAACACUGACAAAGAGUGUGAUAUGUUACCGGACAAUGGGCAUUAGGCGACUAUAAAUUAGUUGCUAGAUCUCCACCCCGCUUGGAUGUUGGAUGAAAAUCUAGCAAUUAGUUUAUACUUCCCUUACACUGACAAAGAGUGUGAUAUUUUAUAGAGUGAAAUCUGACGAUUGGGAUUACACUGACAAAGAGUGUGAUAUUUUAUAGGGUGAAAUCUAACGAUUGGGAUUACACUGACAAAGAGUGUGAUAUUUUAUAGGGUGAAAUCUAACGAUUGGGAUUACACUGACAAAGAUUAUGAUAUUUUACCGCGGAUAUCUUACGUUUGGAAUUCCAUUAAAAAAGAGUGUGAUAUUUCAUCGAAGAUAUCCCAUGAUGGGAAUUACAUUGACAAUGAUACAGGAAGUGAUUUAUCUGUGAUACAAUUAACCCUUUGCAUGCUGGGUAAAUUGUCGUCUGCUCAAAAAUGUUGUCUGGUUUAUUCUAAAUUUCUUUCAAUUUACUUGAAACUUUGGGGAUAUAUUGACUGAGUGGCA
Mya arenaria is the source of this 2277-nucleotide messenger RNA. RefSeq names its product ankyrin repeat domain-containing protein 27-like. Gene Ontology annotation, cellular component: plasma membrane; late endosome; early endosome. Gene Ontology annotation, molecular function: guanyl-nucleotide exchange factor activity; SNARE binding. The coding region runs from base 101 to 1681 and encodes 526 amino acids. The transcript is spliced from 18 exons. The record is from RefSeq and is a predicted model, not a curated record. NCBI's taxonomy places the organism in Eukaryota, Metazoa, Mollusca, Bivalvia, Myida, Myidae. Gene Ontology annotation, biological process: early endosome to late endosome transport.